This is a messenger RNA of Nylanderia fulva, 4861 nucleotides long. The record is from RefSeq and is a predicted model, not a curated record. Lineage: Eukaryota; Metazoa; Arthropoda; Insecta; Hymenoptera; Formicidae.
CAACAAAAAAUUUAAUUAUUUUUAAUGUAGAGUAAUUUGAAUUAUUUAUAUCGCAUCUGAGAAAAAUAUAAUGCGAUUUUUUUUUGAAGACUAUAAUAUAAAGUAGUCUAAAAUUGUUUCGAAAAUAAUCUCUUGGUCAAUUUUAUUGAUACAUUGGGAAACAACAAAUAACAUUAGUAAUCUAUUUCUGUUGAAAAUUAAUAUAAAAUAAAAUUAUUUAGAUUUUUACAAUGAUGUUAUUUUUCAAUUUCUCUGAUAUCUCACGUUGAAUAAAAAUUUGCAAAGUCUGCAUUACGUGAGAUAUCUCGAUUGCGCUAUUAAAAGUUAUACGCACGUCUAUAUUUAUCUAGAAUAAUUUAUACAACAUACGCAUUAUAUAUUUUUUUCUAUCUGCCUACGAUGCGGAAAUCGAUUUUCUUUAAAUGUAAUGAUUUUCCUCAUUCUCGGCUCAUCUUGUGAAACCCAAUAAGACAGAGUAUUAUCACUAAAGGUGGAGGGAGAGAAAGGGCCCAAUCUUAUUUGUUUCAUCAGACAGAAACGAUUAAUUGAGCCUGUUUUUUUUAAACGAGAGGGCAUACGAAGACACUCGACGGCGUAAAUGACAGGAGAGAGAUGGGAGAGAGACACGAAUGAAUGAGUCAGAUCGUGAAAGAGAGGAGAGGCGCGUGUAGGAGAAGAGUGUCAACGCGGAGGGCGAGGACGAGGCUGACAUGAGCGAACGUCUCGGCUCGGCGGGAGUCGCCUUAUGACGCUUGCACGUGUCACGUCGUCGCGUUAAUUGAAUUCUAACGCGACCAGACAGUCUCUCUCUCUCUCUGGUCGCUCGGUCGUUCGGCUCGUUCCACUUUUCCUCUCAUCUUUAAGCCUCCAAACUCUCGAUAACCAGCUCGAAAUUAUCUGACAGGUAUAUUUCUUCACUCUUUUUCCGCAAGUUUCCUCGGGAUGUGCGUAAUUCUGCUGCAACAGAGUAGACGUACUUUCAUCAGUUAAAAGUUUGACGUUUGAAGGUCGAAUCCAUUGAAGAUUGCAUAUCUGAACAUCCUCUGGAUGUCCUCAGAGGCUUCACAGCAGAGAUCAUUUAGAGGAUGUUUGGAUUAUCCUCUGAAUGUCUUUCGGAUAUGUGUGCUUAACAGCAGAGAACAUCCAGAGGAUGUUCGGACGUCCUCAGGAUAUCAUCUGAACGUCUUUAGGAUAUAUGUGCUUGAAGAUGUUUGAUAUUCUCAGAAUAUCCUCUGAAUGUCUUUCGGAUAUGUGUAUUUGAGGAUGUUCGGAUGUCCUCGGGAUAUCCUUUAAACUUCUUUCGGAUAUGAUGUGCUGUUGGGAAACCUUGAGGAUUAAGUUUCUUCAUCCGAAAUUAUAAAGGAUUACAAAAGAUUGGAGAGGUAGUGCAGGAAAGUAAGUUUCAUGAAUGCAGACGAGUAAUUUAAGGCGGACAAAUGCCUUCAAUUGUUACGUCGAGUUAAUAAAAUUCCGCGGCAAACAACGCGUCAUCGGCCGAGGAAUUCUUUGCCCGAGUAGACGGCAAUAACUCGAUCGAAGUAACUCCGAUGACGCUGGGUGUUGAUUAUGCCGGGUAUUUAGCACGGUAUCAAGUAGAUCAUCUUAUAUGGUAUAUAUAUAUACACCUUCUUCGCAUUUCUAAACGUGUCUAGUCUCUUUUCAUCACGUUCGUAAAAAUAUCCCUUUCUUCAUAAAAUAAAAAUUCAGUGUUGAAUUUACAGAAAAAAAGAGCCGAGUCAAAUUAUUUUACAGCAAAAUAUUCCUGUCAUCGUGUAAAAAAUAUAUGAGACGCUAUUAUUAUUUUAAGAACGUGAGCAGCAUUUGAAUGUUUGAUAAAGCAUUAUCUACAGUGACCAUAUCUUGCUAUACAUCCUGUAAGGAUGUCCUGUAUCACGAAAUACAGAAGAUAAAACCGUCAAUCACAGAUAUCGAGCAACUAUAUAUGUACUAUAAGAUUCUAAAAUGAGGAAAAAUGAUAGAUAAAUCGAUCGUACUUUCAUCACCGUCGUAGAUUCUUCCAAUGGAAAGUUUAAAACUCGUCCAAGUAACCGCAAUUUUUGCUCUGAAGUGACGGGAUGUCGCGAUACAUCAGCAACAUGGAAAUCGACAUUACAAACAUUAGCGACUUGUUACGGGAAGUGAUAGAGUUUCUGGAAUGCCUUCGCGACGUGCAGCUUUCUCUUACCCUGGAGAACCUACGGGAGAAGCUACUGACGCGUUCCAAGGACACGUUAAGCCUUACAAGGGUACCUCGAGGAUCCCCGGAACCUUAUCUGGAUAUGAACUCGGGUCUGAAGAGCCUGUUGCUGAGAAAGAACGAGACCGACACGGAGGAAUACGUAGGGAUGGAAGGGUCUAAGAGACAGAGUCAUCAUCAGGAUUACUACGAGACCUUCGAGAACGAGGCUCAAGGUGUCGCGAACGAUCGUUCAGAGCAGAACGACGACGAGACUGAGGAAGGUCGAAUGUUGCUCAGGAUCUACAAAAAGCUCUCGGCGGCGCAGAUCAGGAGCAAAUGCCACAAAUGCGGUCCGCUCUUCAAGAAAGAGGGAAAGAAGCUGUUCCUGCCGGAAGGUCGUACCUGCUGGGUCGCCCUCAUCGGCUCGCAUCUCCUCAUCUAUCGCAACGAACGGCACAAUCAGCCUCACGGAAUCCAUCCAAUUCGCGGAUACAUGGCCCGACCGGCGCCGAAUCUGAUCCCCCGCGAUCGACAGAAGAGCGAGUCCGCCUUUGAGAUAUACCGUCCGGGCAACGAGACCUUACGUUUCAUCGCAAGGACGCCCAAGGACAUGGAACAGUGGAUAGCGAAGAUCUGCGAGAUGGGUGGCAAUCCGGCUGCGAGGAGCGCGAAAGUCAAGUCUGAAGGUCGCGGGAAGAAGCGACGAACGAAUCCCGUCGUCAAAUCCUCGACAGAUAGAGACGCGAAAGAUUCGACCUUGGAUGACCUUGACAGCCCAAUAGCCAAGGACGAAUCGGCGAGCAACAAGGGCGAAGAGGUGCAAGAGCAAAAAAGGGAUUCAGGAGGAAAUCCGCCUCCCUUACCAGCCCGGAUUCCGCGAAGAUUGCCCUCUUUACCUCCCGACGACGCGAUAUCCUGCUACAAAGCGGUCAUUGAGGACGACGAGGACGAGGAUGACAUUUAUCACAAGAUCGAGGAUCUGAAAAACGGGACGUGUUAUCAGAAUAUGAUGCUAUCGAGGAAACAACGAGGCGAUAAGAAGCGCGAGACUGUCGUCGCCUACGACGACGUUCGCGCACCGGAGGAAGGUAAUAACGAAGGUCAGACGAGGGAGGAAGGCGACGCGAAACCGUCUGAGGAGACGUACGAUGAUAUCGCUUUGCGAAUUAACGCCACAGCGAACAGCGAAUGGCAGAACCAUGAUCCUCGUCCGGAUGGGGAAGAGAAACAGGAAGAGUUUUACGACGACGUGGAAAAUUUGCUUCAAAACGGGAAACUCACCAAAGAUCGUGCGAAGGAUCCGAGCAAGUCUCCGCAGAAGAAAUCCUUCCUCGAAAGAGUUCUGAGUAGAAAGGAAUCGCCCGGCAAAUCGGACAAGAGAUAUAAGGGUAAAACUUCGUCGAGUCCACCACCGUCCUCAACCAAGGAAGAGAUAUUAUCUAUUUACGACGACGCGUCCGAUGUAAUAGUGAAUCGCGAAUCUUUAGCGGACGAGGAGAAAGAAUUGUCGGAAUACAAUUGUCCUCCCCCGCCUAGGCCAGUUUAUACGAAGUCGACAAUCCCAAACGGUCAGGUCGAUCAAGCCGAAGACUUGUACGAUGACGUCAACGCCUGUCGAGAACAACACAAACAUCAACAAACGAGCUUGCAGUCGACGCAGAAGUCGGGUGUAAAAACGAGGGAAACUCCGGGUAACGGGAAGACGGAACAAAAAGUAGACAACGACCCUUCCCGGGAAGAGAUCGAGCACUAUCAGUCGCCGAGGAGCGACCUGUGCGUUCGCGAUUUUGCGGAGAAUCAGCAGGGGAACGAAGAAGACCUGUACGACGAUAUAGCGCUAUGGAAGGAUUUCACGGCGCGACUGAAGGACAUUAACGAGAAAAGGGACGAGGACGCUGCGACGAGGUCGACGAUCAGUUCCGAUAAGAGAUCGUGGAAUCGGAAAUUCGCCGCAAUUAACAGAAAGUCGCGAGGAAACGAUUCCAUUGAGACGAAUAAUAGACGAGGAGGUGCGAACGAGUGCGACGAGAUCGACGUCGAUUCCUCGGAAGGGAAUGGCGGGUUCAAGAGGAACACCUUCCAGAAGUUGAUCAGCAGAAUGGAAAACUCUCUCGCCAAAGUUUCCUCGAGGGGACAUCCGUCGUUCCCUCCGACCGACAAAUAAAAUCAACGGAAUUGAAAUAAGAGUGCGUGGAUCAAAUAAUUUAGAUCGGAGCUGACGUAAAUCGUGAUUCAGAAAAGAACGCAAGGAAAUGCUUUCUUAUAUAUAAAUUAGAUUAUUAUUAAUGAGAACGCGACAUGUACAAUUUCUCCUCUAAUUAAGAGAAAGUAACGAAAUAAGAUAAGAGAGAGAGAGAGAAGAGAUAUUAAAAUUGACGUAGAUCGCCUGAUCGAUAUACUCUGACUUUUUAGCAAUUAAAUGACGUGUGUUUGUGUAUGCUGUACUUUAUCAGACAAUAUAAAUUUGAUUAGUUGGUACAUUCGGUAUUAUAAUAGUUUAUAAGGCGACUUUUGUAUCAAAGUUUUUUAAAUUCGAAAAAUUUUUUUAUUUCUUUAAUAAAUUAUAUGUAAUUUAAAUAAUGAUAAUAGAACGGAGAAUAUCUUUCUGUGAAUAUUUGUUUUAAUUUUUCUUUCUGUGAUUUUUUAUAUAUUACUACCACCAAGUGUAUUUUAUUGUUACAU